Messenger RNA from Coccomyxa subellipsoidea C-169, 525 nucleotides. RefSeq lists its product as hypothetical. Gene Ontology annotation, molecular function: RNA binding. NCBI's taxonomy places the organism in Eukaryota, Viridiplantae, Chlorophyta, Trebouxiophyceae, Coccomyxaceae. The transcript is spliced from 4 exons. The annotation marks the transcript as partial. The record is from RefSeq and is a predicted model, not a curated record.
AUGCAGUCAAAACAAGAGGCGAAGGUGUUUGUUGGGGGGCUCAGCUGGGAGACAAGUGACGAAAAGCUGAGGGCCUUCUUUGAGAACUUUGGCACUGUACUGGAGGCGUUUGUCAGCUACGAUCGCCACACGGGGCGUCCCAGGGGCUUUGGAUUCGUCGUCUUCGAGGAUCCAGCGGUGGCAGACAAAGUGGUCUCGCUCCAGCACACCAUAGACCGGAGAGAGGUCGAGGCUAAGAAGGCCGUUCCUAAAGAGGAGCACCCGUCGGGCAGGGUGUUGGACAGCAGCAACCCCCAACGCACGAAGAAGAUAUUUGUAGGCGGCCUGGCACCCAGCGUGGAUGAGAAUGUGCUCAAGGGCUACUUUGAGCGUUUUGGGGAGGUCGAGGAUGCGGUGGUGAUGUACGACCAUGACAACAAGCGACCUCGUGGGUUUGGCUUCAUCACGUUCAGCACAGAGGAGGCUGUGGAUGGAGUCUUUUCUGGAGGCACGAUGCAGACGCUGCAUGACAAGCCCAUCGAGAUC